This is a messenger RNA of Prunus armeniaca (apricot), 960 nucleotides long. Lineage: Eukaryota; Viridiplantae; Streptophyta; Magnoliopsida; Rosales; Rosaceae. The record is from the annotation of a GenBank genome assembly.
AUGGCGAAUAACUCCAAGGAAGAGCCCAAGACCGGUCCUCAGCCCGAUCUCUGGUACAACCUAACCCUUGGUCCUUCCUUCAAAGACGACUCAUCCAACAAGUACUGCACUCUGCGAUACGAAUUUAAACCGGCGUCGAUUGACAAGACGAAGCCGGGGACGCUCAAGAAAACGAAGGAAAAUAGGGUUACGGUGGAAUUUCAAAACAACCAAUUGGGGAAACCGAAUGUGACCUUCAAGGGAAGCAGCGAGGACUACAAGGACAACGACGCCGUAUUGUUCUUCGACGGCCAGACGUUUCGGUUGGAGAGGCUUCACCGGGCCGUGAAGCAGCUCCGGCAUGAUCGGCAGCCCGGUGAAUCGGCUGCUGGUGCCGCUCAAUCGGGGUCCGCCGUGGAGCCGCAGCUGUCUCCGGUCAGCAAGGGCCCCAAGCCAAUACAUCAUCCUGGUAGAACUGCAUUCCCUGCUGUGCAGGUUGAGGUGGAACGAAUAGAUGUUGGAAUAGCUGGGAAUCCAGGUGCAAAAAGUGCCAAUAAAGGUGUGGCUGAUUACUCGUCUGAUCAACUGAACGUCUCUGCUGCCUCGCCAGACCCUAAGAAUGAGGAGGUCGAGGAACAUCAAGAUAUAGAUAUUGAAGAACUUUUUGGUAGUGUAUCGCCUGAAAACGGGAAUGCCGCGGAAGAUGGAGCUAAUGCUGGGUUUGAUAUCAGUAUGCGAAAUCAAAAUGAAAGUGAUAAUGAGAUUGCUGAUGUGGAUGAUAGUGGUGAUGAAGUUGAUAAGGGGCCAAAUGCCGCAGAAGCCCUUCGAGCCCAGGUGAACGCAGAGGGGAGGGAAAAGCAGACUUCUACUUCUGGUAGUAGCAGUGGAAGUGGGAGCAGCAGCAGUGGAAGUGGCAGUGGUAGCAGCAGCAGCAGCAGCGAUAAUGAAGGCAGUGAUGAUGAUUCAGUCAACUCUAUCUGA